This is a messenger RNA of Schizosaccharomyces japonicus yFS275, 1903 nucleotides long. Its product is annotated as type I ribosomal protein arginine N- methyltransferase Rmt3. The transcript has 3 exons. Gene Ontology annotation, molecular function: protein-arginine omega-N asymmetric methyltransferase activity; ribosome binding; protein-arginine N-methyltransferase activity. Gene Ontology annotation, cellular component: cytoplasm; cytosol. Bases 80 to 1594 code for a protein of 504 amino acids. Gene Ontology annotation, biological process: ribosome biogenesis. The record is from RefSeq and is a predicted model, not a curated record. NCBI's taxonomy places the organism in Eukaryota, Fungi, Ascomycota, Schizosaccharomycetes, Schizosaccharomycetales, Schizosaccharomycetaceae.
UUCUUCAACGAAAAAAAAGCAGGAAUAACCAAUUUUUUAAAAAAGAGCUUGUUCAAUCCACCAAACACAGCACCAUAAAAUGGACAAGGGAUCUGCUUCGGAUGAAGAAUGGGAUCAAGUCGAGGAGAUUUGGGAGGAUGAAUCGACUUUCCAAUGUCUUUUUUGCAAAGACAUGUUUUCAAGCUUACCUGAGCUCUGGGAGCACGCAAAGAAAGUUCACAAUUUCGACUUUGAGCAAUUGAAGAAACAACAUCAAUUGGAUUUGUACGGUUGCUUCAAGCUGGUCAACUAUAUCCGUAGCAUGGUCAAAUUGGGAGAAACUCCUGACUUCUCUGACGCUUCUGUCUUCGCUAAUGAGAAAUACAUGAUUCCUGUAUUGGAGAACGAUGCCGUUUUGUUUAGUCUCGAUGAAGAGGAGAGUGACGCUGAACAGGAACAGCAAUCUUCUCAUGAGGCUUCUUCUCGUAACCUUUUACGCGAAAACGCUUCGUUGAAAGAACAGCUCAACGCAAUGUCUAAGCAACUGAAAGCUCUUCAAACCCAAAAGCUUGAGGAGCUUACAAACGAGGUUAAAACCACAUCUAUAGCAACCGCAAGCGGACGAGACAAUGACUCGUACUACUUUGAAGGCUACGCAAGCAACGACAUACACUAUCUAAUGCUUAGUGAUGCUGUGCGUACAGAUGGCUAUCGGGACUUUAUUUAUGGAAACAAGGAUAUUUUCAAGGACAAAAUAGUUCUUGAUGUUGGAUGUGGUACAGGUAUUUUGUCCAUGUUUGCUGCCAAGGCUGGAGCCAAGCAUGUUUAUGCUGUGGAUAACUCCAAUAUCAUUCAUCUGGCAAUUGCUAAUGCUGCUGAAAAUGACUUGAGUAAAGAUAUUACUUUUAUUCAUGGAAAGGUUGAGGAAAUUAAAUUGCCUGUUGAACAUGUCGACAUAAUUAUUUCUGAAUGGAUGGGCUAUGCUUUGACCUUUGAGAGCAUGAUCGAUUCUGUUCUCAUUGCCAGAGACCGUUACCUUGCCCCUGGCGGCUUGUUGGCUCCAUCAGAAACACGACUUGUUUUGACGGCCACCACAAACACUGAAGUCUUAGAGGAGUAUGUGGACUUUUGGAGCAAUGUGUACGGAUUCAAAAUGAACGGAAUGAAGGAUGCAGCUUACGGCGAAGUGCAUGUUCAAGUAGUUCCUGAAAGCUACGUUAAUGCCAAACCGUUCGAGUUUCAAACUCUGAACAUGCACAGCUGUGCAGUAGAAAAUGUGAGUUUUACUGCUCCUUUUACCCUUCAAAUUGAAAAUGCUGGUCCUCUUUGCGCUUUUACUCUUUGGUUCGACACAUACUUUUCUCGUAAAGCAUCUGAUGCUAUUCCCUCUAAAAUCUUGGAAGGCUAUGGUUUCACUACUGGUCCUCAUGGAAAGCCGACGCACUGGAAACAGUGUGUUUUGCUUCUUCGAGACCGUCCUUUUAUGGAAGCAGGAUCUCAAGUUACUGGAAAUAUUGAAUUCUCUAAAAAUAAGGACAAUAAUCGGGAUCUUGACGUUACCGUUUGCUGGGACUUGCAAGACAAACACUACAAACAGACAUUUACAUUGAAGUAAUAUGCUAAGAGCAUCGAAGAAAGAUGUUCUGAUUGGCGAAGGUGGCCAAUCUGCACCAGCCAGUUCUUUUGGUUUAUUUUGAGUUGACAAUUUGAGGACGUGUGUUUGGUUUCACUCUCGAUUACUACUGGGACUACGGUAAGAAAAAUGUACGGGUUUUUGGAUUAUUUGCUAUACUUAGUUUCAUACUGUUUUAAGCAAGCUUUAAGAAAAAUAUCGAUAUUGUAACGUAGAAUGCACAGAAACUUCAUACUCUGCUCCAUACAUAAAGAUUGCACAUCCUGUAAACUUUCCUACUCCCUUUAAAAC